Messenger RNA from Solea senegalensis (Senegalese sole), 4450 nucleotides. It is a transcript of the gene ankrd6b, whose product is annotated as ankyrin repeat domain 6b. Bases 444 to 2786 code for a protein of 780 amino acids. The record is from RefSeq and is a predicted model, not a curated record. Gene Ontology annotation, molecular function: protein binding. The transcript is spliced from 17 exons. Lineage: Eukaryota; Metazoa; Chordata; Actinopteri; Pleuronectiformes; Soleidae.
GACACACACACACACACACAGCUAAAGUGUGUUCCGUGUAGUUUCCUCCGGCUCUGACAGAGGACACGCUCUCCUCUCUGCCCCGUGUUCGUGUGAGUGGGACCGUGUGGGACUAAUAAACACCGCCUUCGCCUUUUUGUGUUACUUUGCUACUGUUAGCGUCUUUUCACGCGGUUUUCCUGUGUACACUGGUCCUUAUCACCCACUGCAGCCAGGACUCCCACUCUACGGACAAGAGUACAGUUUGACUGAGAGGAUGAAGGCGAGGACUCCUGGCACUUUGUGGCAUUUGUAGCAGUAUCGGCAACACUGGCAGCUUUUCCAGCUCCUGUUUGACACCCCUGUCUGUAGCAGAGCUCACCAUGAGUUAGAGGGCGUCGGAGAGCGUCACCACAGCUGCCUUCCCCGCCAUCUGGAGACUGCAGCAUCACUCGCCCCGCUUCAUGAGCCAGCAGGAUGCGGCUGAGGUCCUCGCACUCUCCGAGCGCCUCCUCGUAGCUUCUCAUAAAGGACAGGCCGACAAUGUGGUCCAGCUUAUCAACAAGGGGGCAGAAGUAGCAGUUACCAAGUAUGGCAGAAGCCCACUGCACUUGGCUGCCUAUAAGGGCCACAUUGAGGUUGUGCGUAUCCUGCUUAAAGCUGGGUGCGACCUGGACAUCCAAGACGACGGAGAGCAGACGGCGUUACACCGGGCUGCUGUGGUGGGUAACGGUGAUGUCAUCAGCGCUCUCAUCCAGGAAGGAUGUGCACUGGACAGACAGGAUAAGGAUGGAAACACGGCGCUGCAUGAAGUGUCCUGGCACGGCUUCAGCCAGUCUGUCAAACUGCUGGUGAAAGCCGGAGCCAACGUUCAUGCCAAAAACAAGGCAGGAAACACAUCUCUCCACCUUGCAUGUCAGAAUGGUCAUGCUCAGAGUUCCAAGGUUCUGCUGCUGGGAGGCUCCAGGCCUGACAGCAAGAACCACUUGGGGGAAACCUGUCUCCAUGUGGCCGCCCGCUACAACCACAUAGCUAUCAUCCGCAUCCUGCUGGGAGUCUUUUGCUCUGUGUCUGAUAAGAACCUGGCUGGAGACACGCCGCUUCACGUGGCUGCUGCUCUGAAUCAUAAGAAAACAGUACGCCUGCUGCUGGAGGCAGGGGGAGACAGCCACAUCUGCAACAAUGCAGGUGAAACAGCUUUGGACACGGCUCGAGAACACAACAACCCAGACGUGGCUCUGCUUCUCACCAAAGCUCCACAGGUGCAGAGCUUUGCGCGUGGCAGGAGUGUGAGGAAGAGGAGGGACAAGCUGAAGGCAGAAGGCAGAGCUCAGUCGGUGCCUAGAGACGAGAUGCUGCCCUGUAAGGACAGUGCUUCUGCUGCGGACGAUAGCCAGAGCAGUGACCGAGCUGCGUGCAAACACACUAACGUGACUGAAUCGCACACCAAGAGGGCGAAGAACAGGAAGCCAAAGGAAAAGCCGGUUUUGUCUGACCCCCCGCGCCGCAGAGAGACGAGACACAGCGAAGCCUUUCUCAGGAGGAAGGCAAAGCUGCGAGCAGUGUCUCCAAACGCAACCACUCCUCCACACAACUUCAAAGCCUAUCAACUUUACACACUGUACCGUGGCAAGGAUGGCAAGAUCAUGCAGGCUCCUCUGAACGGCUGCCGCUGUGAACCUCUCAUCAGCAAACUGGAGAACCAGCUGGAGGCCACUAAGGAGGAGAUGAAGACUGAGAUCCACACUGUGCAAGACCUGAUGAACAGCAAGAUGGGCCAGCUCGACCGCAAGAACAAGCACCAGAUCCGUGCUCUUGAUAAGAUAACAGUGGAGAGAGUGUCGGCCGAGAGGAGCGAGUGUCUGCAGAGGAUGGAGCAGCUGACUGUGCAGGAGCGACUGGAGGCAGAGAAGAGACAGCAGGUAUCUCUGAUGAGUGACUUGAAGAGCUGGUGUCUGUCCAAACUGCAGAACAUGGAGUUCCGCUUCACAGGAGACUCGGGCAGGAGUAAGACGCAGCUGCAGCGCUCGUCCUCGCUGGCUGAAGAUCUGACUGAAGCUGACGGAGCUGAUGGAAGCGGCCUCACCGCUCUGUCUGCAGGAGAUGAGGGCGCCUCACACAGCCCAGAGAUCCACACCAGUCCUACACUCCUGGACUCUGAUCACGGUGAUGUCAGCGUGCCUGAGAGUGGAUCAGCCAACCAUUACUUUGUCGUUCAUAUGGAGAGCUCACCAGAUGGCGAUAAAGCACAGAAGGCAGAAGCCACCUCUCCUGCAGUGAAGAAGAAGCAGCUGUCAUCUGUCCAGGUGGUCCGGCCAAAAGAGCGCUCAGCGAUAUGUGCCGACACCCAGAGGAAGGACCAGGACCUGCACGGCGCGAGUGGGGGCAGAGGUCACCGAGCCAGCAGCCUGUCCCCUGCCACAGAGCGCCGCUGCAGCAGCAGGACAGACACUGGAGUCAGAGACAAGGAGCGAGGCCGUGACCGAGGGAAGCACCAUAAAAAACAUUCCCAGGGCAGGACUCACUCCAGAGGAGCGAGAGGAGCCCGGACCCUGGAGGUGUGCGCGGAGCCGCCCGGCGACGCCUCGUUCGCUCAGGAGCGCGACAACAUGCACGCCCUGGAGGUGACGCAGUACUUCUUUGAGGCGGUGUCCACGCAGAUGGAGCGCUGGUACGAGAGGAAGGUGCAGGAGGCUCGUUGGCAGGCCAGUCAGAGAGCAGAGGCCGAGAGGGCUGCUCUGGUGGAGCGCAUCACUUAUCUGGAGGACGAGCUGCGCAUGCUGAGGACCGACCGACGCGAGUGCUGACAGAAACCACACGGGAUUACGUUUUUACCUUAAUCCAGCAGAUGCGAUGUGUCAUGUUUUCCUCCUGGACGACCUGAGCAGAGCUACUGAAUUCUAGCUUCUUUUUUUAUACGUUUGACUUAAAGCCUAAACCCUGACGGACGUCAUGGUCGAUGUGUACAUACAGAACUAUAGAAAUAGAGGCAGCUCUUGUGCACUGUGCUGUAAAUAACCCAGUAACUGUAAAGCUAGACAUUGAACAGAUACAUCAACACUGUGUCCACAAACAUAACUGCUCAGACACGGUGUCUUCACAUGGGACACGGUGUCACACAGUGUUCGUCUGCAUGGAGGGAAUCUCAGUAUAAUAAGCUUCUAUUACAUGAAACCACCCACUGAUUAUUAGACUUAGCUGCCACUGUACACAUAAACCAGAGUGGAUGUUUUUACUGUGUCCAUACUUUAUUCAGCUGCAUGAUGGGAUUUGUAUGGAGGCUGGAGAAUGACAAUAGAAUACUAACUAUAGACGUUUGCAGUGUUUUAAUACAGUUAUUUUUCAACAUGAAGCCUGGGGAAAAAAAAGCAGACGACUUUAAAGUACCUUUUUGUACAUCUCAGUUAUGGAAAUAUGGACGCAUUUUUCUGGUUUGCAGGGUGAGUCUAACCAGGAAGUGGUCACCAGGGGGCGACACUGCUUGCGCUGUAUGAACUACGACUCCUAAUUUCAUUCAUUAUCACUAAACAUUUUCCUGAGGAUUUCAUAGUCUCAGCUGCUAGUCGCUAAAAACCCCUUUAGUAAAUGUCGACUUCUGUUUCCAUGUAGUGGAAAAAAGCACAUGUGAGAGGACACUGUGUGACUGACAGCUUGUUCUGUCCAUCUGUGACUUUACAGCUUCAAAAACAAACAUGGUGCUGAUCCAUUCACAAAUCUGGGGGCUUCAAAACAGCAACCCUGAAAAAUAUACAGUCUAUAACAACUCAGAGGUGUGUAAACUUUUACAUAAGUUAAUAUUGUUUGUUGCACCUUUUAAUUGGGAUAAUGUAAUGACCUGUCCUCUGGAGGUUUCUACCUCUUUUGUCUUUGUUUUAAUCUCUGAAAUAUUAUCAUAAAUGUAAAAAAAACAAGUCAUCAAAUGCAAAAAGGGACAACACUGCAAAUGUGCAUUAUUAUUAUUAUUCAGUUGUCAUGGCAACUCCAGACUCUAAACAUUCAACUUUACAACCUGUGAACUACUCUGAAGUCUCCAUCCUCGUGCUUCCAUCUUAGUUUGUGUCAUAAAUAGUCGCUCCAUAUUAACUCUAGUGUCUUAGUUAAAAGUGAGAGAAGAACAAAGUGUUUACAAUCCACUUAAAUAGGCAGUAAAAUGUGACGCAACACCUGCGUGAGUCUGUCUGACUGCAGUUCACAACAAGUUCUCAUCAUAAACAGCUCGCUACCUAUAACCCCGGUUUCCCAGAAUGCACCCUGCCUUACCGAUCAUGUUUACCCGUAAAGCACAAUGGUGACACUGAAGCUGAAUUCAGUCAGAACAUGUUGAAACAUGAAGAACGCUCACUGUUGUGUCGCAGUAUUACUGUCUGCUGUACAUGUGACGUAGUGACUCUGGGUUAGUUUUUAUAUGAACCAUGCACUGUUGUAUGAUGAAGCCAGAAAGCAUAUUUUGUAUUAAAGAAAUUGUUCUUAA